CUAAGAGGCCCUGAGUCUCAGUGUCCGGGCAAUCGCUGCAAGCACCUCUGAGAGAAAGCCGCCCUCGAGAUGCGAACGAUGCCAGACAGUCUGGCCUCUCCCCGCAUCAGUCAGGGUCCCCAGGGACUCGCCCGGAACUGGAGUUCAGAGCAGCAGGGAGUUUGAGACUCCCUCCCGAUUGAAAAAGCCAACCGUGUCCUCAGCCGCCAGCCCUUUCCGCAUCCGCCUCCGUACCUGUGCACUUAACUUCCGCAGCUCCUCUGAGUCCCGUAGCGGGUGAGAGACCAGACGCCUGAGGUGGGAACACACCUGCCCUCGGCCAAAGGCGCCAGGUCCGGAGGCCGCGAUGACGCCGAGCCCCGCGCUGCUGCUGCUGCUGCCGCUGCUGCUGCUGGGGGCCCUCCGGCCGGCCGCCGCCGCCCGAGGCCCCCCGAGGAUGGCCGACAAGGUGGUCCCACGGCAGGUGGCCCGGCUGGGCCGCACCGUCCGGCUGCAGUGCCCCGUGGAGGGAGACCCGCCGCCGCUGACCAUGUGGACCAAGGACGGCCGCACGAUCCACGGCGGCUGGAGCCGGUUCCGCGUGCUGCCCCAGGGCCUGCGGGUGAAGGAGGUGGAGCGGGAGGAUGCAGGCGCCUACGUGUGCAAGGCCACCAACGGCUUCGGCAGCCUCAGCGUCAACUAUACCCUCAUCGUCAUGGAGGACACCAGCCUGGCCAGGGAGAGCCCAGGGCACGAGGGCUCCUCUGGGGGCCAGGAGGACCCAGCCAGCAAUCAGUGGGCACGGCCCCGCUUCACGCAGCCCUCCAAGAUGCGGCGCCGGGUGAUCGCACGGCCCGUGGGCAGCUCCGUGCGUCUCAAGUGCGUGGCCAGCGGGCACCCGCGGCCCGACAUCAUGUGGAUGAAGGACGACCAGGCCCUGACCCGCCCCGAGGCCAGUGAGCACCGCAAGAAGUGGACGCUGAGCCUGAAGAACUUGCGCCCCGAGGACAGCGGCAAGUACACGUGCCGCGUGUCGAACCGCGCGGGCGCCAUCAACGCCACCUACAAGGUGGACGUAAUCCAGCGGACGCGGUCCAAACCCGUCCUCACGGGCACGCACCCCGUGAACACCACCGUGGACUUCGGGGGCACGACCUCCUUCCAGUGCAAAGUGCGCAGCGACGUGAAGCCGGUGAUCCAGUGGCUGAAGCGCGUCGAGUACGGCGCCGAGGGCCGCCACAACUCCACCAUCGACGUGGGCGGCCAGAAGUUCGUGGUGCUGCCCACGGGUGACGUGUGGUCGCGGCCCGACGGCUCCUACCUCAACAAGCUGCUCAUCACCCGCGCCCGGCAGGACGACGCGGGCAUGUACAUCUGCCUGGGCGCCAACACCAUGGGCUACAGCUUCCGCAGCGCCUUCCUCACCGUGCUGCCAGAUCCAAAGCCGCCAGGGCCCCCCGUGGCCCCCUCGUCCUCCGCCACCAGCCUGCCGUGGCCCGUGGUCAUCGGCAUCCCGGCCGGCGCUGUCUUCAUCCUGGGCACCGUGCUCCUGUGGCUCUGCCAGGCCAGGAAGAAGCCGUGCGCGCCCGUCCCCGCAGCCCCUGUGUCCGCACACCGUGCACCCGGGACCUCUCGCGACCGCGGCGGCGACAAGGACCUGCCCGUGUCACCGGCCCUCGGCACCGCGGCCAGCGUGGGGCUGUGUGAGGAGCUCGGGGUCCCAGCGGCCCCCCAGCACCUGCUGGGCCCUGGGUCGGCUGCCGGCCCCAAGCUUUACCCCAAACUCUACACAGACGUGCACACGCACACACACACGCACACGCACUCACACACGCACUCGCACGUGGAGGGCAAGGUCCACCAGCACCAGCACAUCCACUACCAGUGCUAGGGGUGCUUCUCUGGGGGCCCCUGGCGCACAGUGGGGGUGGCGGGUGCCACGGGGGGAGGGGUACCUGGAGGCCUGGCCAGGUGGGCAGGCUGAGCACUGAGGCUGUGGGGGAAGGUGCACAUGAGGGUGCACUGGGCGCCCUGUGCGAGAAACACACACCUGGACAUGUGCGCAUGCACACACACACACAUAAUCACACACACAGUCACAUACACAGGCACACACACAGGCACACACACAGUCACACACAGUCUCUCACACACACACACACAGUCAC
This is a messenger RNA of Myotis myotis, 2147 nucleotides long. It is a transcript of the gene FGFRL1, whose product is annotated as fibroblast growth factor receptor like 1. Gene Ontology annotation, cellular component: plasma membrane. Lineage: Eukaryota; Metazoa; Chordata; Mammalia; Chiroptera; Vespertilionidae. The record is from RefSeq and is a predicted model, not a curated record. Gene Ontology annotation, molecular function: fibroblast growth factor receptor activity; fibroblast growth factor binding. The transcript has 8 exons. The coding region runs from base 347 to 1870 and encodes 507 amino acids.